Messenger RNA from Drosophila virilis, 913 nucleotides. It is a transcript of the gene His2Av, whose product is annotated as Histone H2A variant. Lineage: Eukaryota; Metazoa; Arthropoda; Insecta; Diptera; Drosophilidae. Gene Ontology annotation, molecular function: structural constituent of chromatin; protein heterodimerization activity; DNA binding. Gene Ontology annotation, cellular component: nucleosome; chromatin. Gene Ontology annotation, biological process: heterochromatin formation. The record is from RefSeq and is a predicted model, not a curated record.
CGUGUAAAAAUUAUACUACAGUGCGGACGCGUCUAAAAUCCAAAGACUACUAAGUUUCCAUUUAAUUGUUACAAUCAUUCCACGCAUAUAUAAACAAAUUACGUGCCUUGUGAUUUUCUAUACACAACCAACCACAACGGAAAAAUCGAUUAAAUAAAAAUGGCUGGUGGCAAAGCGGGCAAAGACUCUGGUAAAGCCAAGGCGAAAGCGGUUUCACGAUCGGCGCGCGCGGGACUUCAGUUUCCCGUUGGUCGUAUUCAUCGCCAUCUCAAAAGCCGCACCACAUCGCACGGACGCGUUGGUGCCACCGCUGCCGUCUACUCUGCAGCCAUUUUGGAAUACUUAACUGCUGAGGUGCUGGAGUUGGCAGGCAACGCAUCGAAAGAUCUGAAAGUGAAGCGCAUCACGCCGCGCCAUUUGCAGUUGGCCAUUCGCGGAGACGAGGAACUGGACAGUCUGAUCAAAGCAACCAUCGCCGGAGGCGGCGUCAUUCCGCACAUACACAAGUCGCUUAUUGGCAAGAAAGAGGAUACCGUGCAGGAUCCGCAGCGGAAGGGAAAUGUCAUUCUCUCGCAGGCUUAUUAAUAAUUGCCUCUUCUUUUUGACUAUUUCGGAAUACAAAUUUUACAUCUAUGUUUAAAAAUAUAUUACAAACUAAAUGACGCGUUGUAACAAUUCUGUGCGAAGCUGCCAAGGCGUUCAGCAUAAUUCUAAUUUACAACAAUUUCUAAAUCCAGCCCAUCAUCUCCCAGCAUCUGCCCGCUACCCGACCCUAGCCUCCCUUCUAUUGCCAACAGGCAACAUAAACAUUCAACACCCGCACUCACACACACACACACACACACACACACCCACACACACACUCACGCACUUACACAUACAAAUGUAAACUUAAUUGUCAAGCAAAAUGCAA